Culex pipiens pallens (northern house mosquito) is the source of this 3396-nucleotide messenger RNA. RefSeq lists its product as uncharacterized. NCBI's taxonomy places the organism in Eukaryota, Metazoa, Arthropoda, Insecta, Diptera, Culicidae. The record is from RefSeq and is a predicted model, not a curated record. The transcript has a single exon. The coding region runs from base 1 to 3396 and encodes 1131 amino acids.
AUGCCUCCGAAGGUGACGCCGAAAAAGGACGGGCCGCAGCAGCAGCCGGAUCUCACGGCGAUUCUGGCGCAGCUCACCGCCUACUUGGAGAACCAGUCCAAGACACAGGAGGCUCUCCUUGAGCAGCUCUCCAAGCCGAAGGACAGCGAGUUCCUGAUGGAAGCACUUUCCAACACCAUCCCGGAAUUUGUGUACGACCCCCAAGGCGGACUGGUUUUCGACAAGUGGUACUCCCGGCACGAGGAGGCCUUCAACAAGGGCGGGGAGAAGCUGGAGGAAGCGGACAAAGUGCGGCUGCUCGUGCGAAAGCUGUCCUCGGUGGAUCACGACCGCUACGUGAACUACAUCCUACCGGAGAACCCACCGGACAGAUCGUUCCAGGACACGGUGGACACGCUGAAGGAGAUGUUCGGGCACCAAACGUCCGUGUUCUUCCGGCGCUACCAGUGUCUGCAGACGACCAAGCGGAAUGCGGAGGAUUUCGUCACGUACGCCAGUACCGUCAACCGAGCGUGCGAGGAUUUCAACAUCCGGACGAUUACCUCCGACCAGUUCAAGUGCCUGGUGUUUGUCGCUGGUCUGCAGUCGGAGCGGUACAAGGACAUCCGGACCCGGUUGCUGGCGAAAAUGGAAGGCGAGACGGCGGAGCACCCGAUGACUCUCAAGAAGCUGUUAUUGGAGUGCCAGCAUUUGGACAACCUCAAACACGACACUGCUGUUAUUGAGGGUCCGAAGCCGGCCGUCAAAGCGGUCCAGCAGGAUCGCAGCGGCUUUCGCGAGUCGGGCAAACCGGAACGGAAGUUCGACAACAGGAAUCCGGCCAAGGCAACCCCACGACGUCCGUGCUGGCAGUGCGGGCAGAUGCACUUUGUUGCAGACUGCUCGUACACGAAACACACCUGCAAGACGUGCGGCAAAGUGGGACACAAGGAAGGAUACUGUGCUUGCUGCUCCAAACCCUCCGGUUCCGGAGAAGGUGCAUCACACACAGCACCCGGAGGCGGCAAGAAGAAGCACAAAAAGAAGCGGGCCGACGGCGGGGGACACUCAAACGGAGUGUACGCUGUCAACAAGGAAGGUGUCGUCGGACGGCGCAAGUUCGUGGAAGUUCUGAUCAACAACGAACCGAUCGAACUCCAGCUCGACUGCGGAUCGGACUACACCAUCAUCUCGACGGAUUCACUUCCCCUGCUCGGCAACCCAGAAACCAUUCCGACGGAACUGCGGGUGGCCACAGCCUCAGGCAAACCCCUUCCGCUGGAAUUGGAGUUCGAGUGUGACGUCACGUUCCGCGGGACCACCAAGCGUUCCGUGUGCUACGUCACUCCUGUGCGCGGUUUCAAGGUUCUUGGGAGCGACCUGAUGGAAGCUUUCGGGCUGUACGACAUUCCGAUCAACGACUUCUGCAAGCAACUCACAACUGCGGAGGACUCGUUGGCGUGUGGUGCCGCGCUGAAGGCGAAAUUUCCGGCGGUGUUCCAGGAAGGACUCGGACGGUGCACGAAAACGAAGAUCCAGCUGUUCCUGAUCGACGGGGCGAAGCCGGUCUUCAAGCCUAAGCGGCCAGUGCCGUUCCACUCGCAGCGGCUGGUCGAGAAGGAGCUCAACCGAUUGCAGAACAUGGGAGUGCUGGAGCCGGUCGACUACUCGGACUGGGCGGCACCCAUCGUGGCAGUUCGGAAGGCGCAGCGCGACGCAGACGGAGAUCCGGUGGUCCGCAUUUGCGCGGAUUACUCGACCGGGUUGAACGCUGUGCUGGAGGCGAACAAGUACCCUCUCCCUACCCCCGACGACAUCUUCGCAAAGCUGGCUGGCAGCAAGUUCUUCAGCGUGAUUGACCUGUCGGACGCUUAUCUGCAGAUGGAGGUAGAGGAGGAGUCGCAGAAGCUGUUGACUAUGAACACACACAAGGGGCUGUUCAAGGUCAAGCGUCUGCCACCGGGAGUGAAACCCGCUCCUGGAGCCUUCCAGAAGGUCGUUGACAACAUGCUCGCCGGCCAGGAAGGAGCGGCGUCGUUCCUCGACGACGUGCUGGUGUUCGGCCGAACGCGCGCUGAGCACGACCGGAACUUGGAGCAAACGCUGCAGCGGAUCCAAGAUUUCGGUUUCCGGCUCAAGAUCGAGAAGUGCAAGUUCUACAUGACGGAGGUGAAGUACCUGGGCCACAUCAUCAACCAAAACGGAAUCCGCACCGACCCGGGGAAAGUGUCUGCCAUCUCGCAGAUGCCACCGCCGAAGAACCUCACCGAGCUGCGUUCGUUCUUGGGCGCGGUCAACUACUACGCGAAGUUCAUCAAGGAGAUGCACCAGCUGCGUAGGCCACUCGAUCUGCUGCUGAAGAAGGACGCAAAGUGGGCCUGGUCGGACGACUGCCAACGAUCGUUCGAGCGCUUCAAGGAGCUGCUCAAGUCUGACCUGAUGCUGACCCACUACAACCCGACGCUGGACAUUAUCGUGGCCGCUGACGCUUCGCAAACCGGAAUCGGCGCCACAAUCCGACAUCGUUUCCCUGACGGUUCGGAGAAGAUAAUCCAGCACGCCUCAAGAUCGUUGACACCGGCGGAGCAAGCGUACGGGCAGAUCGACAAGGAAGCUCUGGCGCUCGUCUACGCUGUCACGAAGUUUCACCGGAUGCUGCUGGGACGACGGUUCGUUCUGGAGACAGACCACCAGCCUCUGCUCCGCAUCUUCGGGUCGCACAAGGGAAUCCCGACACACACGUCCAACCGACUGCAACGACUGGGACUCGUUCUGCUGUGCUACAACUUUGGCAUCGACUACGUCUCCACGGCGAACUUCGGGUACGCGGAUGUACUCUCCAGACUCAUCGAUUCGGCGGCCAAGCCGGAGGAGGAGUACGUUAUCGCCGCUCUGUAUCUGGAGGACGACAUGUCGGCGGUCUUGGAAGACUCCGUUGGCAACACACCUGUCACUUCCAAGAUGAUCGCCGCUGCUACCGCCCGGGACAAGGUGCUCAAGAAAGUGGUCCAGUACUUGGAAGGUGAGUGGCCGGCCAGCGCAAGCGAAAUCGACAACCUGGACGUGAAGGCGUUCUACCACCGGAAGGAGAGCCUAGCGCUGACUCAGGGCUGCAUUCUUUUCGGCCAACGAGUGGUGGUGCCGGAAACCUACCGAAAGCGGAUCCUGCAACGCCUGCACCACGGUCACCCGGGCAUGGUCCGGAUGAAGAGUCUGGCUCGGAGUUUCGUCUACUGGCCGCACAUCGACAAGCAGGUGGAGGACACGGUGAAGCAGUGCGCGGACUGUGCUGCAGCUGCAAAAUCUCCCCCACACUCUCCACCAGAAGCUUGGCCAACACCAGCGGGACCAUGGCAACGCAUUCACAUUGAUUACGCGGGCCCGAUCGAUGGUCUCUACUUUCUCGCGAUGGCCUGA